GGUUUACUUAUGUGACGCUGCACACUCCGCUACGGUAGGUGGCGGUAUGCACCUUUAAAGUUGUGUUAAAUCAGCCAACAAAUCCCAGAGAAGAAGAAGCUUAAUUGGCUACUUGUUGAACGGCGUUGGUAUAGUAAAAGCAACACCCGGCUUAUAUUUAUCUAUUGUCAGAGAACCCCCAGGAUUCAUCUUGUCGUCGAUUGCAGGAAAGCAUGGGUGAAGAGGUUAAUUUCAAACCGUUCGUGGACAAACUGUACGCCUACGACCAAAUGUACAAUUAUGAGAAGCGGCUGCAAACCUUCAUCGAUUGGCCUUUUCUGGAAGACUGCAAAUGCACUCCUGAACAGAUGGCAAAGGCUGGGUUUGUCCACUGCCCCAGCGAGAAUGAGCCAGACGUGGUCUGCUGCUUCUUCUGUCUAAAGGAACUGGAGGGAUGGGAGCCCGCAGACGACCCCUGGUCUGAACAUGCCAAGCGCUCCCAAAACUGCGGUUUCCUGGCCCUGAAGAAAGAUAUGGGAGACCUCACCGUAAAGGAGUACUUCAAACUUGAGCAGGAGAGACUGUGCAUUUGUAUUAGGAAAGCUUCCAACCAGAAGAUCGCUCAUUUCCGUGAUGAGGUGGAUCGCACAAACAGGGAACUUGAGCUGCUGAUUAAUAUCAAGCCUGGACAGUUGGCAGAAAACUAAGCACCCUUCACAAAAUCAGUUUAUCUGCUUGUUGAAGUACCCUCCUGGAAAAAAAUUGACUCCUGUGGUUUGCCAUACUUUUUAAUGUUCGUAUUGUCUGUUCAUUUCUUAUUCAACCCGUUUCUUUUAAAAUAAAUGUACUAAUUUUAACCGACAA
Molecule: messenger RNA, 843 nt
Organism: Anguilla rostrata (American eel)
Lineage: Eukaryota; Metazoa; Chordata; Actinopteri; Anguilliformes; Anguillidae
Gene: birc5b
Product: baculoviral IAP repeat containing 5b
Exons: 4
Coding region: 213-686 (157 amino acids)
Source: RefSeq, a predicted model, not a curated record